Exophiala mesophila is the source of this 1751-nucleotide messenger RNA. Its product is annotated as ribosome biogenesis protein NSA2. The transcript has a single exon. Bases 78 to 863 code for a protein of 261 amino acids. The record is from RefSeq and is a predicted model, not a curated record. Gene Ontology annotation, cellular component: nucleolus; preribosome, large subunit precursor. Gene Ontology annotation, biological process: maturation of 5.8S rRNA; maturation of LSU-rRNA. NCBI's taxonomy places the organism in Eukaryota, Fungi, Ascomycota, Eurotiomycetes, Chaetothyriales, Herpotrichiellaceae.
GAUCUCUACACACCUACAACCCUUCUCUACCCGCCACAAGUCAUCCCAGAGCCGCAACUGGCUCUUCCUCAUCCGCCAUGCCUCAGAACGAAUAUAUCGAGCGGUGGACGAAGCAGCACGGCAAGCGUCUGGACCACGAUGAGAGAGUACGAAAGCGAGAGGCUCGAGAAGGCCAUGCUCAAUCAGAAAAGGCGCAGAACCUGCGAGGUCUGAGAGCGAAAUUGCACCAGAAGAAACGACAUGCCGAAAAGAUCCAGAUGAAAAAGGCCAUCAAGGCCCAAGAAGAGAAAGAUGUCAAGUCCGCCACACCCAACGAUCCUUCAUCCCAACCUUUGCCCAACUACCUCCUGGACCGAUCCCAGGCCAACAAUGCCAAGGCACUUUCGAGUGCAAUCAAGAACAAGCGAGCUGAAAAGGCGGCCAAGUUCUCUGUGCCAUUACCCAAGGUCAAAGGCAUCAGUGAAGAGGAGAUGUUCAAGGUGGUCAAGACGGGCAAGAAAACUGCAAAGAAGGGAUGGAAGAGAAUGAUUACACAACCCACCUUUGUGGGACCAGAUUUCACUCGAAGACCUGUGAAAUAUGAAAGAUUUAUCCGACCUAUGGGUCUUCGAUACAAGAAGGCCAAUGUCACUCAUCCUGAGUUGGGUGUCACCGUGCAGUUGCCCAUUAUCAGCGUCAAGAAGAACCCACAAAACCCUCUGUAUACACAGCUGGGCGUAUUGACCAAGGGAACCGUCAUCGAAGUCAAUGUUUCGGAACUUGGAUUGGUCACGACUGGAGGUAAAGUGGUUUGGGGAAAGUAUGCUCAAGUCACCAACGAUCCCAGCCGUGAUGGAUGCCUCAAUGCAGUUUUACUCGUCUGAUCUGCGAAGAUACCGAUCGGCAAAAUAACACAGAAACCCACCCCUCACACCAAUACUCAUUAGAAAAGACUACGACCACAUCAGGGGGUUACACGACAUCAAUCCACAGAAUCCAUCAUAGCUCCUCGGCAAAUAUCGAAUGGUCAGAAUAUCCCAUAGCCUUGACAGUGAUCUUGGCACUCUGCAACACCCUGCCUUUGAGACUGAGCGUUUGACCUGGUUUUUCGACUAUCCCAGCGAAGAAACACAAUCAGCAUUGACAAUCUGAACAAAAAAGUCAGCAAGGACUAGACCUUAACUUACAAACAUUGGUGAUCUGGGCAAAGACGCCAUAUGUGGCUUUGAAAUCAAAUCUCUUCAAGCGUUGCCAAAUCUGCAAGACGGUAUCUGGAGGCAAAGGGAUGUAAUUGGGAAUACUCCACAAGAACUGGUACGAGACAGUGUCUUGUCUCUUCCCGGGGUCUGGGUUAUGACCCGACGCCACGGCGAAUAUCGUGUCUGCGACGAAAAGGGUCGGGACAUCGGUAUUGGGCACGGCCGAAUGCAGGACCAUACUACCGGGAAAGUGGCCACCGCAUAUUGCAGCGGUGAUGCCGGGGAGUAGUUCGGUGUACGGGUCUUUGAGGAGUUUGAGAUUGGCUGUCGAAACGUCCUUUCGAUUCGCCCAUACUGAGUCCACUUCGGUCAUGUAGACAGGGCAUUUAAAUGUCGUUGACCAGUCGGCCCAUGUUCUAGAUGAGAUGUCAGCACGUGGCAGAUUGGAGGGAGAACAAAGAACUAGAAGAGAGAAGUCGUCAUGUUCAUCAUGACCAUGACUGACUUGUCAUCCAGGACAACCAACUUACGUGUAGAAAUGAGGAUGAGAAAUGACGAUAAAUUCCAACCCGC